AUGUUAUCAUUUUCUACUAAAAUUGAAUUUUAGGAAGACUUUGAUUUUAAAAAUUCUGUAUUACUUGGAUAAGGAACAUUUGGUAAAGUCUUUAAAGCUAAGGCGUUAAAGUCUUUACCACAAGGAUUUUAUGCUUUGAAAAUAAUUGAAACAUAAAAGUAUAAAAAAUUUAAUAGUUUAGUUAAUAGGCUUUUGAGUUGGCAAUUUAAGAGUUAAAAUUGUAUUCAGCAAUAAUGCAUCAUCAAAAUGUUAUUAAAGUUUACAAAGUUUAUUAUUGGAAGGAUGAAAUGCCUUUUAGAAAAUUUGUAUUAGUUUUUGCAAUGGAAUUAGCAAUAAAUAGUCUUAGAUAAGACAUAGAAGAUAGAAGAAAAAAUUCAAAAGAAUAUGGAGGUUAAAUAUACUAAUGAAAUAAUAGAUUUAUUAAUAAUAGAUAUAAUGAAUCAAUGUUUAAGAACUUUUCAUUAUUUAGCAAAAAAUAAACAUUUAUUUCAUAGGGAUAUUAAGCCAGAGAAUAUAUUGGUUACAAAUUAAUCACCAUUUACAAUUAAAUUAGCAGAUUUUGGAGCUGGUAAAGAAAACUUUCAUGGAUAGGCAAAUUUGAAUACUUUAGUAGGGACACCCUUAUUUUUAUCUCCUAAGUUAUAUUUUGCAUAUUCAAUGAAUCAAACAGGAAAAGUGAAGUAUAAUAUAUUUUAUAAAAGACAUGAUUUAGAAAAGAGCGAUAUUUUUUCUUUAGGUAUUACUUUUUUACAAAUGAUCCUAUUACUUAAUGAUGGAGAUUUGUCAAAAUUGAACGAUCCUAUUAUUUAUGAUGAUAAAACUGGAGAUUCUAUUGAUACAAGUGAAGAAUUUGAAUUAAGAAAAGAUUGUCAAGGAUGGAAAAAAUUAUAAAAUCACAUAACUAAUAUAAAAAAUCCUUAAAUAAAAGCUUGUAUAUAUGGAAUGACAGAGUUUAGUGAAAAGAAUAGAUUCAGUUGGUUUCAAGCCUUAACAACAUUAAAUCCAGAUUUCAAGGAUGAGUAUAUUAAAAAAUUAAAUUUAGUGAGAAACUACAGAUCCAGAAACAAAUUUAAUUUGAUGAAUAAAAAAAACAAUAGUUUAUUUAAACAUAUUCUAAUGAAAAUACUGCUCUAAAGUUUUUAGGAACAUUGAAUGAUGAUAGUUAUCAUAAUAGAAUUCUCUCUGCUGGUGAUCAAAUUCUUUCUUAUUCAAAUGAAGGUGUUAGACUUAUUUCAAUAGAUGGCACAGUAGAAUGGAUUUUUAAUCAACGUAUUCUAUUACUAAAAAGAUAGAUGUUAAUUUUUUAUCCUAUCUUCCUUCACUUAAUAUUUGUGUUGGAAUAACAGGGUCAGGAGAAAUAUUAGGAAUCAACUUAAAAAAUAAAUCCUCUGUCUGCGAACAAAUAACUCAUUUUUAAUAUGAUACAAUAACUGUAUUAUAUUUUCGUAGAUUUUAGGUCAUGAAAUUUAUGAGAAAAGAUCUCUGCAUAAUCGGAACUAAAUAUGGAGAAAUUAUGAUUUUAGCAUUUGAUACUUAACCUCCUGGUGUAAUAAAAAAAUACAAAGAAAUUGAUAGAUAAGUAUUAGAUUUAAUAUAUGAUGAUGAAAUCAAAAAUAUUAUAUCAACACAUUAAAACUGUGCAAUACUUUGUAAAUAUUUAGCUUCUGAAUAAUCGUAAUUUUAUUUCUCUUAAAAUAUAUAGAGCUAAAUAUAUUUAUGAAACUUAACUUACAAAUUUAACCUUAAUUUCAUCAGAAUAUUUUACAGGAAUAGGAAAAGAUGUUGUAGAAAUUCCAAUAUUUUAAAUUAAAGAUGGUAAUUCUUUUUUUGUACGUUAGGAGUUUUAAAUUUAAUAUAAAUAUAUCAAAUUCAUAAUAAAACUAUUCCAUUAGCUCUAUCAAUUUCAGACAACUACCUUGUUUGGGUGAGUUAAAAAUUUAUAGGAUCAAUAUUAGUUAAUGGUGAUUUAAGCAAAUUAAAUGAUGAAAAGGAUAAAGAAUUAAUUGUUAAUGCUUCAAAACCAGCUCAUUUAUUAACUACAAUAUAGAAUGGCAAAGUAAUUGUUGCAAGCGAUGGAAUUAAAUUGCAUUUAUACUAAAUAGGUACUUAUUUUUCAUUAUAUUUAGUUUCUCAAAAUUGCGAAAUAUUUUGA
Messenger RNA from Paramecium sonneborni, 2152 nucleotides. The record is from the annotation of a GenBank genome assembly. Lineage: Eukaryota; Ciliophora; Oligohymenophorea; Peniculida; Parameciidae.